GCUGGAGCUUGCCUCUGGUGGGCCAGGAUUACCUGGAGAUCCUCUCUGCCUGGUACUGCAGCUUCGGCAAGUGCUGCAAGACGGGGGACUGCAGGAUAGUCAACAAUAUCACAGGCCUAGAAGCAGACCUCAACAGGCAGCUCCAUGGGCAGCACUUGGCCAAAGAAGUUGUCAUCCGGGCACUGCAAGGUUUCCUGCAGAGUCCACGGCCGCAGAAGGCUCUGGUCCUCUCCUUCCACGGCUGGUCCGGCACAGGCAAGAACUUUGUGGCCCGGAUGCUGGCCAGUCACCUGUACCGGGACGGGCUGAAGAGCGAGUGUGUCAGGGUGUUCAUCUCACUCUUCCACUUCCCCCAUCACAAGUACGUGGACUUGUAUGAGGCUCAGCUGAAGAAGCAGAUAAGUGAGACUGUGCGGCUCUGCCAGCAGUCCCUGUUCAUCUUCGAUGAGGCAGAGAAACUUCAUUUCAGCCUCCUGGAUGCUAUCAAGCCUUUCAUGGCUCGCUCUGACAACGAGGGCCAGGUGGAUUACCGGAGAUCCAUCUUCCUCUUCCUCAGCAAUCUCGGUGGCAACACCAUCAAUGAGGUAGCCCUGGACUUCUGGCGAGCCGGCCGGGCACGGGAGGAGAUCUCCAUGGAGUUCCUGGAGCAGCGGCUGCGGCUGGAGUUGCUGGAGGCUGCAGAGAGCGGUUAUGUCCGCAGCCACCUCCUCGAAGAGAACCUCAUUGAUUUCUUCGUGCCAUUCCUGCCCCUGGAGUACCACCACGUGAAGCUCUGCGCGCGGGAUGCUUUCCUGGCCCGUGGACUUCCAUACACUGAGGCAGCCCUUGACGAGGUGGCCAAGAUGAUGGUGUUUGUCCCCAAAGAGGAGAAGCUUUUCUCUGCGCAGGGCUGUAAAUCUGUAUCCCAGCGCAUCAAUUACUUCCUUCCUUGA
Pelecanus crispus (Dalmatian pelican) is the source of this 932-nucleotide messenger RNA. The record is from RefSeq and is a predicted model, not a curated record. Lineage: Eukaryota; Metazoa; Chordata; Aves; Pelecaniformes; Pelecanidae.